Messenger RNA from Megalopta genalis, 2434 nucleotides. RefSeq names its product Histone PARylation factor 1 (gene Hpf1). The record is from RefSeq and is a predicted model, not a curated record. Gene Ontology annotation, cellular component: nucleus. Gene Ontology annotation, molecular function: poly-ADP-D-ribose binding; histone binding. Lineage: Eukaryota; Metazoa; Arthropoda; Insecta; Hymenoptera; Halictidae. Gene Ontology annotation, biological process: DNA damage response; regulation of protein ADP-ribosylation.
GAAAACCGUGUGUUCCACUUGUAAUUCAAUUAAUCGAAUAGUCGUUGUCGAGGGGCUCCUGUUCGAGCCUCGAAUCGGUUUCUAUGAAACACCGAUUUCACUGUCGAUACUUUGUUGACAAUCGACCACCUUCGUACCGAUAAGAAGUACAAAUUUGUGUCGAGCCCCGAACGAAUUUCGUCCGUUCGUUUAUUCUGACGUGCGAUAUUGAUUGUGCCGAUAUGUAACGCAUAAACCAUUUUCCCCGAACAUCGUUCCCAUAAAACUCAAUUGAUAGUGUUUCUCAAUCGACUGUGGUGACAAAUUGUUCGUAGCAGUUCGUAUAAUAAGGAAAGAUCUACGAACGACACCCGAUCUAUAGGAAAGAAAAUUUAUAUAUCGACCCUCGCUAACGGAUCAAGAAGCUGCAUAGAAAAAAGAAGCAUAGCAUUUUUUUUUGCUCUGAUUGACUGACGAUUCACUGCUGAGACAGGAUCUACUGCGGAUUUGAUGCGCGCGCCAGCUUAACGAGUAAGAAAAACAUGCAGAAGUAGGUCCCAUUACACUGUAAUCAGUCGUCGUCAGUAUUGUUAUGUGCAUAUGUAAAUGCUAAGAUAUAUCAUAAAUACAUAACUAGUUUUGCGGAAAGUUUUUUUUUAUCAAGAAAUAUUGUCAAAACAACUUUGGUCGCAGUCAGGCAGUAUAUAAAACUUAAAUCCGGCCACUUUUGGCGCGAAAUGUCCUCCCUUGGUCUCGACCAACUGGCUCGGCUGCACUCGACUGCACUCGGUUGGGCUCGACGGAAAAACGCUCGUAGCGUGGUGGUAUCGUGUGUAGCGAAAGGGCCUAUGUAAAUACAUAUGUAGUAUGUACAUGUAUAAAAGAAACUCAUUCCUCUGAUUCCUCCCUUGAUUACAUUCACUUUUAUAUGUACAUAUACACUAUUUUCCGCGGGAAUCUUUUAUUCAAACAAAUGAGAAAAUGUCUGACAGCGAAGAGGAACAAUUUAAACUUUAUAAGGGAGAUUCACGGAUUCCUUGCCGGUACGGAGCAAAAUGCUAUCAGAAGAAUGCAGCUCACCAUGAGAAAUACAAACAUCUACCUUCAAAAGACGCGAAGAAACAAAAAGGUGGAAGGCGUGUCGUUAUCGGUAAGAAAAGAAAGAAACAUGAGGAUAACGAAGGAUCGGUUGAUUCCUCAAAGAAAAAGGUACUAAAAAAGGAUGAUGCUGAAGUGAAUGAAAGUGUCCCACAAAUCGAUAAUGAUCAGAAUGUGGAAAAAACUGAGGAAAACUUUGAACCUAUGAAACAAGAAUCUGAUUUAGAUAACGAGAAUCCUAUAAAACAUCCAUCUACACAAGUUACCAUUGCAUCUUUGCUAAGAGAUUGUAACUUUAGCAUCAAUGACAACAAAGUACUUCCAACCGAGGUACAGACAAUUAUUUCUCAUUUGUUCUUAACAGAAAUGCCAGAAGAUUUCUUUCAAUUAUACGAGUUUUGCAAGACUAUUUCUGAGAAGGAUCCUCUAAAUGUCUUUAAAGAUGUACAAUUACAACUUGUGGGUCCUUACGAUAUAUUUAAUGAGACAUUUUUAAAUUCCAAAGUUGACGAUAAAAAAUCACUGCUGAGACACUGGAGGUAUUAUUAUGAUCCACCAGAAUUUCAAACUAUCAUUAAAGUCAAUGGCAAGGAAGCUUUGCACUUUGGUUACUGGAGGGACAAUGUAUCAGAAGGACCUGAAUUUGUUGCAAAGAACACAGCAAUUAUUAAUUGUGUGAUCGAACCGGUAGCUGAAAAUAUAUUUGCUACGCUUUAUGUGCACCUAGAAGAGAAAAUAAAAAUGGCUAAUCCAUUUGAAAAGACCCGUAUAACACAGUUGCAACAAAAAUUAAAAAACUAUGCCCGAGAGAAAAAUAUAACGUUAAACCAAAAGUCAAGUAGGAUGCAGGAUAGGGAAAAGAAAGUUGUUGCAAGGACUUUUCACAAAGCGGGAAUUGUGGUACCGUACGAUAAGAAAACUGAGCUUGGAUACAGAAACCUAGCAGUAACAGAUAACGAAUUGAAGAAAAUAUUGAAACAAAUAGGAGAUGCUCGAACGCCAGAAGAGAGAAAAAUACCGUUCUCAAAAUUAGAAGAAGUUAUAAGACUGGCAACAAUCGCAGCUGAUGAAUGCGAUUUCGGCACUUGCUUAGAACUGGGCCACGAUCUUUUUUGCAGUGGCAUUCCCCAUGUGCAGAACAAAGCAUUGAAUAUGCUUUCUCUUGCUUACAAUCUUUUGCAAAGACCACAGUUUUUGGAAAUUGUGCAGGCGCAUUUCAAAGAUAGAAAUAAGGGUCAGAAUCUAAGUAUACUUCAUUGAAUUUAGGAAAUUUCCGAUUCUCGUUCUUUCGCAAUUUUGUACAUUGAGUGACAAUUAAUUUCAACCAUUUGUGAAUAAAUAUAUAUAUUGCCCUUCA